Molecule: messenger RNA, 4378 nt
Organism: Myxocyprinus asiaticus (Chinese sucker)
Lineage: Eukaryota; Metazoa; Chordata; Actinopteri; Cypriniformes; Catostomidae
Gene: trim2a
Product: tripartite motif containing 2a
Exons: 13
Coding region: 495-2729 (744 amino acids)
Biological process (GO): proteasome-mediated ubiquitin-dependent protein catabolic process; protein polyubiquitination; negative regulation of translation
Molecular function (GO): zinc ion binding; translation repressor activity; ubiquitin protein ligase activity
Source: RefSeq, a predicted model, not a curated record
CAACACACGCUUUGCAGAGGGUACUGCAGUGAGGUAACAUUAAGAGUGCGAGAGAGGAUGCAAGACUGGCAGGGCAAGUGAAUGUUCACACAGUGAACUGAUGAAUGACGUAGACAGUGAACGAAAGAAAGGUGUGGCCUUGUUAAAGAGAGAUCCAAGAGAGAUCGAGAGACCCAGCAGCCCUGUUCCAUUCAGUGAUCCCUUAUUGGUGUGCUAGUUUAAAAGGAGCUGGCAUAUUUUUUCUGGCUUAGUAGUGCUCAAAUAGCCUCUCUGCUCAGACGUACAUAUGUGAAAUGCAGCAUUACUGGAUAUCAGCAUGUGGGAUGUUACUUUGAGAACAGCUGGUUGAUGUCUGAUUAAACUGCACUUGGGUUCCACAUCAUCUUCGUCAUUGUUUUCAUCCAUUCCUGUCUUCAGCCUGCCAGAACGUUAACUGCAAUGAACUGCAGGUUCCUGGCUGAAAGUGUGUGGGAGGUCUUUGAUAGAGUGUUAGGAUGGCCGCUGAAGCUUCUACCCUUCCCAGUCCCGUGGUGCGUCAAAUCGACAAACAGUUCCUGAUUUGCAGCAUCUGUCUGGAUCGUUACAACAAUCCCAAGGUUCUCCCUUGCCUCCACACCUUUUGUGAAAGGUGUCUGCAGAACUACAUCCCCGCCCACAGUCUAACGCUAUCUUGCCCUGUGUGCCGUCGGACCUCCAUUCUGCCAGAGAAGGGUGUGGCGGCACUUCAGAGCAACUUCUUCAUCACCAACCUGAUGGAGGUGCUAAAGAAAAGCCCAGACACUAACCUCGGUGAGGACUGCACAGACACCAUCAACGGAGUGGCCACUGGACAACCACUGUCCUGUCCCAAUCAUGGAGGCAACGUCAUGGAGUUCUACUGUCCGCCGUGUGAGACAGCCAUGUGUGAGGAGUGCACCAGCGGCGAACACGCAGAGCACGCCACUGUCCCGCUCAAGGAUGUUCUAGAACAACACAAAGCCUCGCUGCGGGAACAGCUAGACGCCGUCAAAAACAGAUUGCCAGAAAUUGAUUCAGCGCUGCAGGUUUUGUCUGGGAUUCUGCAGCAGCUGACCAAUCAGAAGAGUUCGAUUGAAAAAGCCAUUCAUGCUACUUUUGAGGAACUUCAGAAGACCCUCAAUGUACGCAAGAGUGUUCUGCUGAUGGAGCUGGAAGUCAACUAUGGACUCAAACAGAAGGUAUUGCAGGUGCAGUUGGAGUCAUUGCUGCAGGGACAGGAGGGCAUACGCAACAGCUGCAGUUUUACUGACCAGGCUCUUAGUCAUGGCUCUGAAGCUGAGGUCCUUUUGGUCAAGAAGCAGAUGAGCGAGCGUCUUGAUGAGCUAGCCAAUCAGGAGCUCCCACUGCGGCCAGAGGAGAACAACCAGCUGGACUUCUUGGUGGAGACUGAGGGUCUUCGCAAAUCCAUCCACAAUCUAGGUGCUAUAAUAACCACCAAUGCUGUUGCUGCAGAAACUGUUGCCACUGGUGAAGGCCUGAGGCACUGCAUCGUCGGGCAGCCUACCUCUGUGACCAUAACAACAAAAGACAAAAACGGUGGACUGUGUCGGACAGGAAACGCUCUGCUCACAUCGGAGCUUUCUGCCACUGAUGGCACCACAGUAGGGGAAGGUGAAGUCACUGAUAAUAAAAAUGGCACUUAUGAGUUUGUGUACACAGUACCAUGUGAGGGCCGCUUCACGCUUUCACUGAAGCUCUACGAUCAGCACAUUAGAGGCAGCCCAUUCAGCAUACGUGCCAACAAACCAACAGACAUCUCUCUGACCGCAGAUGGAAGCAAGAAACCUCUAAAGUCUCCAGGAAGCAUCCAUGUGAAACAGCGCGCCAUCAAGCGGCCUGCCAGCAUGUACAGCACGGGCAAACGGAAAGAAAACCCAAUUGAAGAUGACCUCAUGUUUCGAAUUGGAACAAAAGGUCGAAAUAAGGGUGAGUUCACCAAUCUGCAGGGAGUGGCUGCUUCACCUGUUGGCAAAGUCCUAAUAGCAGAUAGUAACAAUCAGUGUGUCCAGAUAUUUUCAAAUGAUGGACAAUUUAAGAGUCGCUUUGGAGUGAGAGGCAGAUCACCAGGGCAACUUCAACGGCCAACUGGCGUUGCUGUGCACCCCAAUGGUGACAUAAUCAUUGCUGACUAUGAUAACAAAUGGAUCAGCAUUUUCUCCAGUGAUGGCAAGUUUAAGACUAAAAUUGGAUCAGGGAAGAUAAUGGGUCCUAAAGGUGUAUCAGUUGACAGAAACGGACACAUCAUUGUGGUUGAUAAUAAAGCUUGCUGCGUCCUCAUUUUCCAGCCAAAUGGAAAACUUGUCACCAAAUUUGGCAGCCGAGGAAACGGUGACAAGCAAUUUGCAGGUCCCCACUUUGCAGCAGUGAAUCAAAAUAAUGAAAUCAUUGUGACAGAUUUCCAUAAUCAUUCUGUGAAGGUGUUCAGUCCAGAGGGGGAGUUCAUACUGAAGUUUGGGUCGAACGGCGAAGGAAAUGGGCAGUUCAAUGCGCCCACAGGUGUGGCAGUGGACGUCAAUGGCAAUAUCAUAGUGGCUGACUGGGGCAACAGCCGUAUACAGGUGUUUGACAGCAGUGGAUCCUUCCUGUCCUACAUCAACACAUCCGCAGACCCUCUGUAUGGCCCGCAAGGACUGGCUCUCACCUCCGAUGGCCAUGUUGUGGUGGCAGACUCUGGGAACCAUUGUUUUAAAGUGUACCGUUAUUUGCAAUAGCACUUUCAUCUCUACAAAUGUAUAAUUGCACUUCUUUCUUAAAGCUGCCACCCUUGUGUCAAAUGGGACCCUCAAACUGCAUUGUAGUCGUGUUGUUGUGGCCUCAUUCAUGAUACCCUCGCCAUGGAGAAAGGAACAGACUGAAGAAAAAGAAAAGAAACGUACGUUUGCAAACCUAGACAUUUCAAUGCUCAUUGGCUUUAUUGUGAAAACACUGGUGGACAAAAAUGGUUAUAUAUUAAACCAUAUUAAGUUGUUAUUUCACCACUCAGCUGAUUAAAAAAGGGACUCUUUGGCAUGAAGGUGUUGGCAUGUACUGUAUAUGAAUGUAAGAAUGUAAGUUAUGCAAAUGCAAAUUACUAUUGAGUUUUACUGUACUGACAUGUUGACUAAAAAGACCAAAAACAGACAUAAAAAAAAAAGAAAAAUAAGAUUCACAAUGUUGGGCAGAGUGUCAGCUAUAUUUGGCCAGAGCUAUGUUCAAAAGAGAUGUCAGGUAUAUACGCCUUUAUUGCAAAAAAAAAAAAAAAAAAGGUGUCAUGUUUACAGAAAAAACAAAAACAAAAAAGCCACAAUAAAUGUGCUUCUCCAUUCAUGACUGUGAUGCACACAACUGUGUAAAGUUACAUAUCAUACAUAUAUGUUUCUGUAAACACUUUAAAGCAUAUGCAAUAAGAAACAAAGCACUUGAUGUGUUGUAAGAUUUGUGAACGAAAAGGCUUUUUUGUGACUUGUUGAAUAACACUGCACUGUUGUAUUGUUUUUUUUUUAAAUGCAAGUUUAUUUAUAGAAGAUAAAAUGUAUUUCAAAAAGACUAAUUGCUGUAACUAUAAAAGUUUGCUUGUAUUAUUCAAAGAAGUGGCUGUCAUAAACAAUUUAACAAGUUAAAUUCACCAGAUUAUGCAACACACAGGUCAUGUCUUAUGCAAUGGGGCACUUUGUGACACACAAGCUACCAAUGAAAAUGAAUGACAAAUGAUUUCACAAGACAAACUUACCUGAUGUAUAGUACUGUUAUUAAAUGGUUCCUGAUUACAUCUGAUCAGAACACGUGCAUUAAUUAUUGAUCAUGUGUUUGAAAAUGGUUGUUUUGUGUUGCUGACAAAUUAUAUGAUCUUAUAAUAACAAAGUUUUAAAAAACUGGAAAAAGUAUCUGUACUUUGAUCAUUACAUUUUCUUUUUUUUAAGUGUAAUUUUUCAAAAUGCAGAAAGUAUGCUAAAUCAUCCAUGUUUUAUGUGUCUGUUCUCAUGUACAGUCUAUAAACUUUUGGCAUGUACAGGGAAUUUCCAGCUAGGACUGCUUGUUUGUGCAAAAUACAAAAUUGACAAUUACACACAUUGUAUUCCAAAAUGUAUGUCUCUCCAGUAUACCUACAAAGCUGCUUUUGUAGCAAUAAAGCAAGAGUUUUACUUCUCUGUUAUAAUAAAUCAAUGAUGCUUUCACUUGCCUGUCACACAACUGUACAAAUGAAUCCCAAAAUGCUAGUGUUACAUUGUGUUUUACUCUAUACAGAACAUGAACAAACAUUAAAUUAUUUAGGAAGAUAUUCUGGAAAGUCUUUUAUAGUGGAGAUAAAAGCUGGACUUGACCUACAGAUGAAGUUUAUGUAUAUUUAAUAUUAAUAAUGCAAAUAAAAAAGGUGAUGCCA